AUGUAUUAUGUAAAAACAAGUAAAGACGGGAGCACUUUUAAUUACAUUCUUGAUGAUAGUGGAACACGUCCCAAGGUAAAACAUCAUUGAGUGAACAAAGUGCCAAUUGAUCUUGACGCAAUUGCUUGCAUUUUAUUCUUUGAUAAUAUAGUCUACCCAUGACCAGACCAGACAUGCUAACAUUAAUAGAACCGUAAUCCAAACCCUCAUUUUGCGCUGACUGUAAGAUUAUUCUCCGGCUUUUUUUAAGCCGGCGCGGCAAUAUAAUUUUUCGCUUGUUUCCUUUUUUCAGGCAUUUUGGGGUGCAAUAGAUGAUGGUGAUUUUGUGGCCAAAACGAACUUGAAGAAACCUGUCAAAGCUCGAUAUGUAUCGUUUAAUCCGAGAGAACCACAAACAGACGCAAAUGGUCUCUGUCUGCGAGUGGACGUUAAUAUAUGCAACGGCGGUAAAUAUCUGAAUUUGAGGUUAAGGACACAUGGGAAGGCUUAAAAAUAAUUGAUCAAAGGGACAUACCAAACAAAGAAGAAAUUCCAUCAGAUUUCUCCGCCUUCUCUCCAAUAUACAUCGAUAAUUCCUUUAAAGAGGAAAGUAUAAAAGGAACUGAAAUUAGGAGAGGAUACGCGUCUGUCGAUUGUAAUGAUAACGAAUAUAGAAUCGAUCCUGAAAUAAGGCUUGAAAAAAAAUUCAGGUUCGUAUCGCAGAGGCCAUGGGUUCAAAUCCCGUACGGGCCUGAAUGUUUUUCAGGCCUUAUUUAAACUACUAGUUCAGUAGUGCUCAUAACUGCGAUGAUCGAUUCUAUAUUCGUUUCUUCAACCGCAGUGCACACAUAUGAUUUUCAUAUGAUUACAGCUAUUAUAACCAACAUUUUUCUCGAGAACAACACCUUUUGUGGCUUGGCAAGGACCUAUGUGACGCCGGUGUGAUAAAAGCUUAAACAUUUUGUAAUGUUAUGCUUCUAAAGUAUCUGUGUGGCAUUUGCAGAACUGACACCUAUAAAUGGCGGAUGGACGAGUUGGUCCAGCUGGUCAGAAUGUUCUCAGCAGUGCCACAUUUAUGGUCAAGGAUCUGGAUAUGCCAUCAAGAGUCGGCAUAGGACUUGUUCAAAUCCCAUUCCUACGUUCGAAGGAGCCGCAUGCAAAGGGAAUUCGGGAGAAGAUGCCUUUUGCUUAAACAGCUGUUCUUGUAAGUGCUAUAAUUAUUCUAUCUAGUUUGACUUAUCAUGUUUUAGAUGCACCACCAACCAGCAAUAUAUUUUCCAAACAAAUAAAUCUUUGGGGCACGAUUUUGUAAUGGUAUUCUCAUUUCACAAUGUUUUCAUACAGCCACGAUUCUUCCCACGAUGCAAAUUUUAUGAAACUUUAUGAAAAAGUUUUAUCAGCGUCUCCAAAACUAACAAAGGGGUCGCAUUCACUCUUGGCCCACCUUUAACACGCCUACGCCUUUAGAAAUUAAAACAACCAAAUUGUUCUGAUUCCUUGUAGCUCAAGUGAAUGGAAAUUGGGGUCACUGGUCACAAUGGUCUGCCUGCAGUAAAACUUGCGGUAACGGGACAGCAACUCGGACAAGGAAAUGUGAUAGUCCUCCUCCCUCUGGCGGCGGGUCCUCUUGUGUUGGAGACGCAAAACAAACGAAGUAUUGUAGUGAUCGUCUGCAUUGUCCAAGUAGGUGAUAAUCUAAAUGCAAGUAUUUACUGCUCAUCUCAUUUUUUUAUGCCAAAACGAAUGAACAUGAAACCUUUAAUUUUCAAGAUCGAACAUUUUAGUCCCUCUUGUUGAUCAAACUUCUUGCUUCGCUAUUCCCGAAUAAUGGAAAUAUCUCCUACUACUGAAAUUUUUAUCAUACAGUAUUAACUUUCCUUCAAUUUACUUUUCAUUGCAUAAAACAUAAAAAAAGCCUUAGAGUGUGUUGCUCAAUUUCUGGCCGUUAUAAACUAGAACGAUAAUCUUUUUUUUUCAGCACGAGGAAAAUUUCGAAAUUUUUGGGCGUGCGAUAGUUUAUUUAUUCACAUUCAUCUAAGUCACGCUUGUUUUGUUGCUCAUAAACCAUGGGCUGGAAAAUCGACUAAAUACUUGAUGCGCAAAACCUUGCUUUUUCUCCUUUUCUCUUGAAAUGCAUAGUUAAUGGUGGAUGGUCUCCCUGGUCCAGCUUUGGAGGAUGCUCGGUGAGCUGUGGAGGAGGGAAACAGACACGGUAUAGGACAUGUAACAGCCCAUAUCCUCAGCAUGGUGGCCAUGACUGUGCGGGGAGUAAUGUCGAUCAUCGAAACUGUAACUCUGACCCAUGUCCAAGUACGUAUCACAAAGAUACCUGAGGUACAAGACGGUACCAGGGAUCAAUUAUAGGGUGGGACACAAAUCACAAGAAGAUGAACCCUUUCCGCGCUUCUGAAACGAUGACAAACUGACAACAAAAUGCUGUGGUGAUUAUUUCCAGUAACCUUGUACUGAAACCACCAGUGAAGUAGAGAGAGGAAUGGAGACUAUUUAUUAAAGCUCGACUCCCAUCCCCUUGGUCCGCGCGGAACUGGUGCAAACAGAUUAGAUUAUAGAUUAUAGAUUCUAAACAUCCAUACGAUGUAGAGCUCUACUUUUUUAAAAUUUAUUUGCAAGUAUUUGUUAUUUAUUCCUUUCUCUGUUUGGUCAGUUAAUGGCGGCUGGACUAAUUGGCAGUCAUGGUCAGGUUGCUCUGCGACGUGCGGAGGAGGUUCACAGACGCGCAAGCGCUCUUGCAACAAUCCCCCACCACAACAUGGCGGCAUUCACUGUAAAGGAAGCGAUACAGAUCGUCAAUCUUGCAACACUGAAAAUUGCCCCAGUAAGUAGAUUUCGCAGAUAAUAUCUGUAGAACCUUUUACAAAUGGCUACAGAAGUUUAAAAAGCUAAUCCUACGGAAAAAUUCUGUUUUUGUAACAAUUUUAUCUGACUUUUAUUUUGUAAAUGAAACCAGAUGUGUUAAUUAAGCCUUUCCCUUUUUUACUCAAACGCUUUUUUUCGUUCUAAUUCACCUAUUAGUUACAUUUCAUAUUGUGUGAACCUUCGUUCACUGAGCGGAAAAAAAUUUGUUGAGGUAUGUCCAUGUCGUAAAAAUUCAAUAUAAUCCCCUUGGGAAGGAAGUAAAUUACAAAUUGUGCCCGUAACUCUCGACGAAACAAUAUCUUCCUGUUUCGUUAAUGCUAAACAUAGUCUUACGUAGCGCAGAAUUGACUCCAAAUAUGGCGAGGCGACUCCUUUUUGAAUCAUCAUGUUUCCAUUUUAGUUAAUGGAGGCUGGACUGAGUGGACACAAUGGUCUGCCUGUGACAAAACGUGUGGCGGUGGCAGCUCCUAUCGACGAAGGCAAUGUACCAGCCCACCACCUCAGAACGGUGGCAAAACAUGCCCUGGAAAUGGUUACGAAGUUCAGAGUUGCAAUUCGCAAGGAUGCCCAGGUACUUACCAAAAUCAAGUCCAAAUCAAUGAAUCGAUUAAAUUAUUGUCGUAUUAUAUUUACCCAUUACAACUUCCAAAACCAAUGAUCAGUUCAAAAAGAUUUAAAAAAGGAAUAAUCUCACUCCCAUGGAUAUCUUUAGCAGGAGUUAACACAUGAUUAGUAAUAUCCUCGUAUUUAGUAUUUCAAAUCUUGAUAAGAGAGUUACUCUGAGUCAUUUGAAGCCACACAAUAACACUCUCCUUUAACCGUUUCAAAGUGGCGUUUAUUGUUCAUGUUCGUUUUCAGUUACUGAAUUUAAAUCAAAGAUUCCAAUAUUUCAACUCUAUUGGUUCUGCUCCUUCAUCUCGGCUAUUUUUGGAGAGUGAUUAAGAAUUGAGCCUUCUUGACAUGCUUUAUUCCGUUGGGAGCAAUCUCCGUCACUAUUUUCUAUUUUAUUGUAUCCACUUAUGAUCAAUGACUUCGCACGAGUUAAUCAGAGCCUUUAAAAAUGAUGUUUUAUCUGAAAUAGUCAAUGGUGGUUGGAGUGCGUGGGGUCAGUGGUCGAGCUGUAGUAAAUCCUGCGACGGACAGCGAACGAGGCAGCGCUCGUGCGCCAAUCCUCCGCCAUCCAACCAAGGAGCCUCUUGCCCAGGGUUAAGAGUACAAUCUGAAGCGUGCAAUGUGGGAAAGUGUCCAGGUAAGUGCAAGAAUAGCUUAACUUUAUACCUAAAAAAAAAACCAGACUUAAGGUGAGCUAUUUAUAGAGGGAAAACCAAAAUACCGUACAUACCUCAUUCGAAUCAUGCACUAUAACGCAUUUGUUCAUCGGAAAUCACGUGAAAUACUCAGGAGGAUUGAUUUUUCCACUGUAAAGAACCAAAAGGUGCAUAAUAACUCGAGAAUCAACCAAGAAUAUUGUCGCCCAGGAACCUCAACAUGAUCAGUAACUGGUUAACGGAUGAAUUAAUAACGAUACUUUAAACUGACGAAAUUUACUUGAGACCAGUGGUAUCAAGUUUAUUGUGAACAGACCUUCUCUUGGGCUCAAAAGGAGAACAAAGAAACCUUGGAAACCCAACAUUAGUUGAUAAACGCAGGUUUCAUACAAAAUUCUCUUUUUUUCAAAAUUUAGGCCCAGUACAUGGCGGCUGGAGCGACUGGAGUGAAUGGUCGACCUGUACAAAAUCGUGUAGUGGAGGAACACAAAAGAGGACAAGAUCUUGCACUAACCCUACUCCUGCACAUGGUGGAAAUAGCUGCAGUGGAAACUCAGAGGAGUCCCAACAGUGCAACAAACAAGCAUGUCCAGGUAAGAAAUAGGGGAUCGAAGGCAUAAAACUACCCUCAUAGUGAAGGAAUCUACAAAAUAUCUGUUUCGUGAGACAAAAAGAUUGAAUGUCUUCGUUCCUUUUGUUUCCAGUGGACGGCGGGUGGACUGAGUGGGCCCAAUGGACAGGAUGCAGUGCAACAUGCGGAGGUGGAACACGAUCAAGAAGACGUGCCUGUACCAAUCCACCACCGUCCAAUGACGGAUCAGGAUGUACUGGCGGAUACGUGGAGGUUGAAAGGUGCAACACACAAUCGUGUCCAGGUGAGGUAUAGGAAGAAGAACCUGGAAAGUUAACCAAGAGUUACGUACGACAUUCCUUUUGGGGUGAUGAGUUUGGAUUAUUAUUUUUUUGUAUAAAAGCAGAGAAUUUGUAACAUUUUGUCCCAGAAAUUGUAAUUUCGACUCUAAAUACUUCGUUUUUCUUGACAGUAACUUGGCACCCGAAUGCGUAGAUUUGAUCUUUUAAAAAGGUAAAGAUAACCGUGAGGACAAAUGAUGUUGAAAAUCUACCAUGCUUCUUUUUCUUUAUUGCUGCUAGUGGAUGGCAAAUUUUCUCCGUGGACUCCAUGGAAACAAUGCAGCAAGACGUGUGGAGGAGGAACACAAACCCGGACACGGCAGUGUGGUAGUCCCCCUCCCUCCCAGGGUGGGAAGCCCUGUGUUGGAGAUACCCUCCAGACCCGAGUGUGUAGCACCAACGUCUGUCCAGGUGAGUUCUAUUAGUGUUUUCGGCUUCCAAAUUGGUACUCAUAAGUAAAAAAGAAAGGUAUACCGAGGGAUCCUUCCUUCCACCGAGAAAUUAACGGAUAAUGAUUCACUCCACAGCAAAAGUAAUGGUUAAAGUUUCAACUAAAAGAAAAGAAGGUAGAGUUGUCCUUUGGCGACUCUAACACACGGCAAAGUCAAAUCUGAAGAGCAAGAAAUGGUCAUCUUUUUUACCAUUCACGCAGCAGUAAUGAGAAAGUUUUCGGUGACAAUGAUUAACCAAUCAACCAUAGACAUAGACAAAGUAAGACAAAAAGCCUAGCUAGCUCUUCUCUGUAAUUUACAGAGAGAAAUCGACUUCAUUCUUUCCACAGCUGAUGGUAGUUGGUCAAAUUGGGCAAGUUGGACCUCCUGUAGCAGGACAUGCGGUGGCGGAACACAGUCAAGAAGACGUCAGUGCGACAGCCCGCAACCGUCCAACGGAGGAAAGUUUUGUCCUGGCGACGAUACAGAGACAAGGGAAUGCAUGACCCAGGCAUGUCCAGGUAAAAGCAUCAUCGAUUCGUUUCUCGGCCACCGCAAUCCUUCUUUUUAAGGACAGUAACAAUUCAACGCUCCAGAGUACAAUUAGAACUGAUGGCACUCUGCACCCGAUAAUAGUUUCAGGCUGAAAGUAUCACCGAGAGAAUAAAUUAUAGCACUUCGUUAGAACUCUGACGUGGGGCCGAUGCUCGAAACGUCAGCUUUAGAAACUCUUUCCGAUGGCCAAUUUACUUUAAGUUAGAUAAUAAAACCAAGUAAACUUGUAAUACCUAACACCGACGCAGCUCGACAAUUUCUUUGGAAACUUACCUCAUUUGCACAGAAAUAGUUUCUGUCGCUUAAAAUUGAUAGCUUCAUGAUCCUUUCUUAAUUUCAGUUGAUGGAGGAUGGACUAACUGGGCUACAGGGCCAUGCAAUGUUCUAUGUGGCGAUGGAAAACGUAACCGAACAAGAACGUGCACUAACCCACCCGCCUCGGGAGGCGGUGACGUCUGUAUGGGGCCAGCCUUUGAAACGGAGAACUGUAACUCUGGGCCUUGUAAAGGUGAUGAAAUUAGCUUAUUUCAUAAUUUAGAUUACUAGUUAUUAUUAGGUGAAAGAAAAGCACAAGUAAGGCCAAAACUGAUUGAUUAUACUCGCGAAAAAACGCUCUCUACUCUCCAAGAAUUUCAGUUGCAAGGAAAGUCUUACAUUUACCAGAUCACCUCAGUAUCGUUCAACAUAAUGUAUGAAGAGUGAAAUCGGUUGCAGAGCAAUAUGUACCGGGUUUGCUUUUGGAAGUAAAAAACUAAUAGAUAUACUACUUUUACAGCAACUACGGCGCCAACGGCUACUGCAUUGCCUACACCUACUAUAGGUGAGUACACGUUAUUUAAAUGGCACUGUCACUAUUGCAACAAUUUUUGCUGUUCUAAAUUUCUGUACCCGAUGAAAUUUUACAAUCCUGCCCAGCUUCACUAAAUUCAGGCAGCUGUGUUGAAACACACCACUUUUUACCAAGUUUUCGUCGAAGCUCUAUAAAAUCCAAUUACACCUGUCGGUUUUUGUUAUAAAUAGUCUAAAAAUAGUCUAUUUAGAGCCAAAAUAUCUAUUCUCUUCCUCCAUUUCUUUAGAUCCGAAUAUCCCCAAAAUUGACCUGGUGUUUGCCAUUAGUGCCACAUCAGCAUCAUCUAAACAAUCUUAUGAGCUAAUGAAAAACACCGUCAAGAAAUUCAUCGAUACAUACGGCGUGAACAAAAUCCAUUACAGCGUCAUUGUGUACGGCAAUCAAGUAAUCCGAGUGGUCAAUUUUAACAGAACCUUUCCUCUCUCCGCAAAUGAGCUUAAAACAGCCAUUGAUCGCCAACCUGCUUUGCCCGGGGGCCCCGUGCUGACAAAUGCAUUACAAGAAGCUUAUCGGGUCUUUAAAGAGAGUGUUGGACGAUCUGGUGCUAAGAAGGUCUUGGUAGUUAUUACAGAUAGGAAUUCUGGUUCGAGUACAAACUCCUUGAGCCAAGCAGUGAGACCGCUAGAAGAUCUAGGGGUCUUGGUGAUUUCGAUAGGAGUAGGAAAUGAAGUCUCCAGAAGCGAGUUGAAUAUCAUUUCACCUAACCCGUUGGACGUCAUAUCCGCUCGUUUGAACAUCAAUCCAUCAGUAUUGGCCGUGCGUAUAAUGGAAAGGAUUCUCAGACGUAAGCCAUUUCGCUCAGCUUUACUUCGACAAUAUUGUUUCAUUGCUAUUGCUGCUGUUAAUGUUGUCGUUGCAAGUCAAAGAUGUCUUCCCUGUAUCCAGUCACUUUGAAUCUAAUGUGUUCUCCUAAGUGUUCUGUUGUGAAUUCCAGUCAUUCUAUCAGUCACCCAGUUAGUCUGAUAGUCAGUCUGUCAGUCAGUCAGUCAGUUAGUUAGUCAAUUUGUCACUUUGCCAGUCUGUCAGUCUAUCAUUUUGUCCGUCAGUCAGUCAGUCAAUUUAUUUACCAGUUAGUGUGUGAGUCAGUAAGUCUACAGUCUCUCAGUCAGUCAUUCAGUCCACCGGUCGGCCAAUCAGUCAGUCUGUCUCUAAUAGAAUCUUUUCAUUCAUUCAAAUUUCCAGUUAAUUUCCCAGACGUUGACGUUGGUUUUGCCAUCAGUGCUGCGUCAGCUGAUUCAGAUAAAAUCUUCAGUCUGAUGAAACAAAUAAUCAACACAAUUGUUGAUCGUUAUGGAGUUAAUAAAGUCCGGUUUAGCUUCAUUGUUUACGGAAGCAGGGUAACCACUAGAUUCACCUUUGACAAUGCACCAAUAACUCAGGAGGAACUCAUCAAGGCAGUGAAUGGAACUGAGAAGGUUACUGGAGACCCUGACCUCGAAAAAGCUCUAGAGGAAGCAGAACAGCUGUUCACAAAGACAUCCAGGCCUAACGCUACCAGAGUGUUUGUUGUGCUCACGGAUAUCGUCGGAAGUGGAGAUGAUAACUCGCUUAUAGCCACUUCUGCCAGAUUACGAAAGGGAGGUGUGCUUAUUCUAUCAGUAGGAUUUGGACAACAGGUGAACGCAAUUAGUAACCAGAUGACAAAGGUGGUUAUAGCACAAAGUGAUUACAUUAGUGUGCCGGAUUUUACUACACAGAGACCAGUUGUGAUAGCAGAGACCAUCAUGUUUAAAGCACUGCAGGGUAAGUAUAACUUUAAGUGUGUGCCGCUUAUGCCUAGAGAUUAAGCAUUGACACUUGUGUUAGGACUGAGUAGAUGGCGAUAUUUGUUGGAAAUGAUUUUUUUGCAACGGCGAGUUAGUGCGUUUCAAAGAAGGGAUGAGGUUUGUUCGAACCUUUAAAUUUUGAGAACUUGAUUUGGUACAGUGAUCAUGAUAACUUAUUUCUUCCUUCCUUCUAAAUUCAGCCAAUAUUCCAGAGAUCGACCUGACUUUUGUCAUCAGUGCUACUUCCGCUUCAACCGAAAGAACAUUCACAUUGAUGAAGUCCACAAUCAAUAACAUAAUUGACAAGUAUGGAAUCAGCCGAAUCCAUUACACCGUAAUUGUUUUUGGCUCUGGCUUCACAACAAGUGUUGACUUCUCUACUAACGUGCCAGACAAAGAAACAUUGACUCGUUUGGUGACGAGUCUUCAGAGAGAGACUGGAACUCCAGACCUGGCGAAGGCUCUCCAAGAGGUCAAGAGAGUGUACGAGUUGAGGGAGGUCCGGCCUAACGCGAAAAAAGUGCUUGUGGUCAUUUUGGACAAAACAACGGACAAUAGCAAAGUUCAGUUAGAGACGAUUGCAACCGAUUUGGUCCAGAAGAGUAUUCUAAUCAUCGGAGUCGGUAUUGGAAGAUCAGUGGAUCGAAAUGAGCUUAUUUACAUUACCGAAGAAAACCGAAAUAUCAUUGAAGUAGAACCAACUGAGAGGCCAGAGGAAGUGGCAAGGGAAAUUAUGAAGAUCAUUUUAAGAAGUGAGAUUUAUUGAACUACUUCGUAUUGUUUCCUAGUUUUAUUGAUCAUCCAGAUAUUCAGGCAUAGGGAGAUCCUUUGUGCUUUUGACUGCUGCUGACUUCCGAUCCUUUGCACAAGGUUGCUAUAGCCUAUGAAAGAAAAAAAGGAAAAAAAAGAAAACUAGCAGAAAAUUGAUAACUAUCAACUCUGGACACUUGGUCAAGUUAUCGAACAAUUCUGCACAUCAUCCAUUUUUCCCUAUGUCAUUGCUGUCCGCAUAAAUGUUCGCAAAUUUUAACGAAAAUUUUAAUCAAUUGCAGCUUCCGGUUAUUCACAGUGGUCGGAAUGGAGCGCAUGCUCAAGAACCUGUCGCCAGAGAGGCGUUGCCGGGACCAGAAGACGCACGCGCACUUGUGAUAUUCGUGAGCUAGGAUGUGAUGGCCCUAGUGAGCAAUUUGAAGAAUGCAACAAAAUAGACUGUGAAGGUCAGUACACUUGAUUUUUAGUUCAACAACUCUUGAAUCUUGUUGGUAACUGAUAAAUAUUGUUCAGAGUACCUCAGGAAUUAUCGCGGACUAAAACUCCGAUAACAAAUGAAAACUGUAGGAAACCAUCUAAAUCCUAAGGAAAGAAAACUCUUCAUACAUAGACAGAGUAAGAAAUUCGGAGGAAACACGUUAAGUGGCAAGGCAGCAUAAAGCAGAAUAAAAAAUUAACAUAUGACACACCUACUCUCAGUAAAUUAAAUACGUACGUAAAUUUAAUGUAGUCCUGGGUUUGCAAACACUGAAAAAACCCAUAUUAAUUAUAUUUGUUAGGCUGUGCGGAAAGGACCUCACUCAAUGACACAAAUUACAGUGCCUCGACUGUUGAACAACCGGCUCAGUUUGCCAAGCUGGACACUUCUAACCCGAGUGCAUCGCAAAGAGCCUGGUGCAGAGACAUCAACAACGUUGGUGGCUAUUUGCAGAUAGACUUAGGUAAAAAACCUUUUAAAGAUAAUAUUAAGGUUCAAAGGAGCUAAGUCAUGGGUUUUGCUUCAUAGACAAUUUAUCCUAAAUCUUUAAAUUUUGGCAGGUCCAAUUUGCGUUAAUUUGUUCUUUAGCUCCAUUUAUACAAGGACCGCACGGUUUAUUUUUCAUACCAGGGUUUGCAAAAUAUCAAAAUUGCGUAACAAGGAUACGACGUUCCUUAAAGGCAAUUGAUUUCUUGAGAAAACCAUAAGUUCCCUUUAGAUAAAAAAAAGCCAUUCUGUUACUGCGUGACCUUUCAAUGCUGACCCUGGUUCACGGAAUCUUAAGACUUCAUCAAUUUGAAGAAAACAAAACAAUUCUUGUUCUUUAUCACCUCAGGGGAAACUGCUGAUGUUUACCAGGUGGCUACAAAAGGUCAGGAACAAAACGAUCGAUGGGUUAGGAGUUAUUACAUAACGCUGAGCUCAGAUGGCAACUCCUUCUUUAACUAUACCCAAGGCGGAAGAACUAAGGUUGGUCUUCUCUUUAUUCUUUAGUUUAAAGCAUUUGAAAAUGUUCUUACCUGUGGACAGUUUGUAUUCGGAAGUUCGCAAAUGACAGACGAGGGCUUCAUUAUAGACUCAAUAAACUUGUAUAACAUAGCAAACCGAACGACACGAAAGUACUGCUCAGAGGCUUACAAAUGAACAACCAUCAACAGCACGAUGAACAGAACCCGCUCGCACAGGAAUAGUUAACAAUUGAUCAAGAGAGUAGUGCUAAGUAGCUCAAAUUGUAAGACCUUUAACUGGGUUAAUGAUGGAAAUCUUAAUAAAAAGCAAUUCAUUAUAAGAUCUUAAAUUUUGUCUAUUAUCUCGCAAAUAACUGUAGGUAUUCUCUGGCAAUCGGGAUUCAAGAUCCGUUGUUUUUAACAACCUCAACGCCACGCAAGCCGUUCGAUAUGUCCGUUUUUAUCCAAUCACAUUUAACCAGCAACCAUGUAUGCAGGCGUCGGUGUUUGCCUGCACUGGUGAGUCACAUCUGCUAUUUUAUACUUCAAAGAAUUCCUAUUAAACAGAAUUCGAUUCAUUUAACAAUGAUUUUCACUUUUGUAAGUUUGUUAUCAACUUAAUGUUAUUUAACUGCAGCAAUGUAAUAUCAGGUUGAAGUUACUAAAGUUGAGGGUAACUGAGGUAAAUUCCACGGAAACAGGUCGAUUAUUUACUUUUUCUCAGUUUCAUGGUUAUCUUAACUCCUGGAGUCCAAUCAGAUAUAUAAUAUGUUUCUUUUAUUUUCUGUGUCUAGAAAUAAUAGACCCAACAGCAAAUCCAGCUCGAAUUUCAGAAGAUGCAGGAAAUGGAAUUUGUAAGUUGUUGUAACAUUUCUUGUCUUUUUUUUGUGGGAUUUUUCUUUACAUUGUGAUUCUUACCACUUUGGAAUUGUCAAUGUAAGUGCAUUUGUUUGAGCUAAGUAAAGCCAAACCCAAAGCAACUACGACGAGCAAUCAUAUGAGAAGACACAAUAACCACCCGGCAGUCUUUGCGAUGCGCGGGAAAAGGAAAGUGACCUUAUCGCGAUUAUAGUUCAAUCUCAUUUUCAUUAACCCUUUAACCCCUAACAGUGACUAGCAUCUAAUUUCUCCUCACAAUAUCACCACUGAAUCACACAUCAGUGUCAUGAGAAUAAAGGAAAUGAUCACCAACUGAAGAAACUCUUGAUUGUUGGACGAAUUCUCCUUGUCAGCACCUCAGUAAAUGUACAGAGAACAGGAUGGAGAGUAUGAAUACUGAUGUUGAGGUGUAAAGGAUUAAACAAACUAAUCCUGCAACUUUUUCAUAUUUUUAGUGAUCGCGUUGUGGAUAUUGGCUGGCAUCUUAACUUUCCUUCUUCUCCUGGCCUGUUUGUAUUAUUGUUGCUGGCAUGUUUGCUGCAAGAGGUAAAGAGCCCAUAAUAAGUCAUUUCUAUUUUACCACUGAGCAUGUCUUACAUGUAUGUGAACCUGGAGGCUGUGCAUUCAACAUACUCAGCUGUAAUUUUAGAAAUUAUGCCUGCAACGAAAAUUCGUGGGUAUGUGCCGUAUUGGGAAGAAAAAUAGAGGCGAAACUUAUAUGCCUGUCUUUUCUUUAAGGGAUCAGCGUUGUAGGAGAAGAUUCUACGUAAUUUUGAACACGAAGGACUUUCUUCCACUCUCCUUGAGAAAGUACCCAUCAUUUCAGGCGAAGUGUUGGAGAAAUUCUCGAGAACAAUGGAUGGCUUGCUUUUAACUUGUAAUCACUAUGUAACCCUUUCACUCCCGUGAGUGAUCAAGACAGAAUUUCUCCUUACAGUAUCAAUACAAUAUCAAGCAGACUAGUGACAAGAAUAAAGAAAAAUAUCAGCUAGGGGAUUAUUGGUUGAUCUAAGAUUAAAUUUCCUUAAAUAACAUCAUAAGAAGGGUAUGCCCAAUAGUGAGGAGAAUUACUCAUGAGAUCUUGGGAGUGAAAGGGUUGAAGUAUUCCUGAGGGCUUACUAACUCUCUUAAUUUCUUUCAUUGGCAUUUAGAGGGAAGAAAAGUAAAGGUCUGACAGCUUUUAGCGAAACAUCCACGGAAGAAGAUGGCGGGUAUCUUAUAGAAGACGGUGAAAGCAAGAGAUGGAAUCCUCGUGCGGUUCCCAUGGUGGCAAGAGCACCAAAGGUCGACAAGGUUCCCGAAGACGAGGUGCAAGAGGUUAGCAUUGAGAUGAAAGAAGACGGUCCCCAACUUGGUGAGUACUUCGCUUCCUUUUUUUGAAUAAGAAGACCUUCGUGUAUUCUUAUAAACUCGAAAUUAAUUCAUCAUUCUCUGCGUGCACAAUGCAUGUACGAUCGAACUCAAUUACCCAUGGAAUAACUAAACCGUGUCACCUGUAUUACCACUGUUAAUUGAUAAUUCUCCUCCAACUAAAUGUUUUCCAGGUGUCAUCCAAUUCGGCAUCGAAGCCGAUAACACAAAAGACCAACACGUAACAGCAGAAACUGUCCACUCAGAGACUCCAUUGUAUUCUCAAGAGGUCAACACUGGAACAGUCAAAAAAGGCGCUACAAAGAUGACCAUGAGUUCCACUGACACCCAGAAAAGGAAACGCGCUCAGAGCGAAUCUGCUGCUGCAACUCUUGAGGAGGCCGAGGCUACUUCCAAACAAUGGUCGUACCAGACAGAACAGAGGCAGAGCUCUGCUUUUGCUAAUGAAGGUUACAUGAGGUAUAUUUCAUUAUCACGGAGUAUUCAGAUUAAGUGUCAGGCAAGCAAAAGUAAAGUAAUCACAACUUCCAAUUAAAAUAAAAGUUAGUAUCAGAAGGAGCCCAUUCAAAUUCAAAGAAAACAGGGCAAAUGUGCGAAAGAAUACUCAGAGAAUAAUUUCAGUUUUAUAUUUUAAUGGGUCAAGAGGGUCACGCACUCGUUCAAGACAAUUCCACCGAACAUCUUUAGUAAGCAACAAGAAAAUGAAGUUUAUCCGCUUCAUGGAAAAGAAGACAGUCCAGUAAACGCCUCUGUUUCACGGAACAGUCUCGAUCAAAACUGCUCCUACUUACCCUUAUCCCAUCCUCUUAUUUAGAUCUCAAGAGUCAAUCGCACCUACUCAAGUUCGUACCCGAACUCAGGAAUUAAGACGCGCUCAAAGCGCAGAUGAACUGUCCGCCAUCGACUACGACAUGUUCGAACAACGACGCGAGUCGGCUCAGAGCGCCUUGAAAGGAGAAAUGAGUCGUGAUGGUUACAUGAGGAUGAAACAAAGCAGCCGAGGUUCUUCAGUCGAUGAAACGGACCGGGGCUUCCAAAUGGGGACUGUAGAUUUGGCUAUCGGAGGUAUCGAGGCACCGAAUGUCCAACGGGGAUCGAGCCAGUUCUAUGGAAUGGAGGAACAGGAGAUGACAUUCUCGGCAGAUAAUGGUGGACGUCAUUAUUAUGAAUUGGAAGACGGGGGAUACCGUACGGAAGAGUGGUAUGCUCGUGGGGGACAUGAGCCCGGUCGGUUGAGGGAUGAAGGAUUUAGGGAGAUCCAUGUGGAACAUCAACCUAUCUACCACGAAAUAGAACAUGAUAACAAGGUUAGUGAGGAACGUGUUUGUUAUUCAUGCGCAAAAUAUGAUAAAUUUGUCAGAGAAUUCUAACAGAUAUCAAUAUCAUGGAGAAAAUCGGAUCUAAGUGUGUUUACUACUUUUAGUCUGAGUUCAAGGUAUAACCAAAGCUUUGCACGAAUAGAAGAAGUAAUAUACGGUUACAUAUGCGAUGUCGAGACAGUCCGGGCCGUAGUUUUAUCUCACUUAUAUCCAUGCUUUAUAUUUUAACAUAUUUCAAUAUGAAUAUGUUUUAUUGAAUUUUUUAAUAUUUUCUUAAAAAACAGUUUUCGAUUUAUUUUCUAGGAUUCAUUUGUAAUUUUCAAGUAUUGUAAAGUUUUUGUAAUAAUUGCGUAAUUCAGCCUUCGGCUGCGAUGUAGUUUUAAUAAACUAUCUAUCUAUCUAUCUAUCUACUAUUUUUAAAUCUGAAAUUAAGAAAUAUAGCCCUGUUUUUAUCGUUCAGUUUGUUAAACUCCUGUUUGGAUGUUGUUUUUGCUUACUUUUGGUGCUGUCGUCGUCGUUAUGACAAAUUGUAUCAAACUUUCAUUGUUUUAUCUGAUCAUUCCAAUUAAAUUUAUGUUUUUUUUUAUUUCUUAGGGCUUCAGGCACAGCCGACUUGUCUAAUAGGAACAACUGCGAAGUCGAAACUAAGUCCUUCCAUACAAAAGAAAACGAAGGAGGAUUACAAUCUUUUCAACGAAAAUUUAGUGAAAUUCUUCGAAAACCGAUUAGUCUAACUCGAUGGGUUUAAAGGUCUAACUUUAGAGGUGGACCGCUUUUUCUGAAGUCCAAAAAAUUUUAGUUAAAUUGAUUGCAGUCAGGUUUUUCUGUGAAACCUACUCACUGACGGUGUGGGUGGGAUAGAUUUAAUAAGAUAACAUUAGAAAAUUCUCAUUGUGCGUGGAGAUACAGCUGUAGGUAUGAAUUAAGGUGCAGAUCUCUCGUUUUGCUCUUCUCCAGGUCAGAGGCGAAGGAAAUAGAAAAUUCUUUCUUCUUCUUUUGACCGAAAGGCGUUCAAUGAAUUAAAAUGCAUUAAUAAAUAAAUAAGAAGUUGGAGCAAAUUUAUUACUUAGGGACAAUAUUGACGGCGAUAAUAUUUCUUCCUACCAAAAAAGAAAAAAAAAAAAACAAAUGUGUGAUUAUUAGUGUGUAUUAUUAUUUUUUUUAUAUUAGAAAUUAGCUCUUUCUGUAUAUUUCCAAUUCCUUUUUGCCCAUAGAACUAAAGAAAUUCGCACGUUUGCGAAAAGGCUAUUGCAAAGUUUUUCCAUUCAAGAGAGAAGGCCUUGUCACCUAAACUUGCAGUCGAGAAACAUUUUGCUUGGGUAUCUCUCUAUAGGCGAAAUAAUUUAUUAGCCCAUUUGCUCUCCUUUUUAACUAUAAGAUAAAAACAUAGUGGGCAGUUCUUUUCUAGAGAAUCCUAUUAGGAAAUUUACAAGCAUUUUGUACAGUUGAAAAAUGUUUACUUUGUUUGUCGAGUUACAGUACAGGAGUUUCAGUACAUUGCUAUCUUGCUGUAGUUUAAAUUAUUGAAUUUAAUCGAUUAAAUUCUUAUUUCAAUUGUAUUAGCUGGAGGCAUUCCUUGAAAUAAAACAUGGU
Messenger RNA from Pocillopora meandrina, 15996 nucleotides. The record is from the annotation of a GenBank genome assembly. Lineage: Eukaryota; Metazoa; Cnidaria; Anthozoa; Scleractinia; Pocilloporidae.